This is a messenger RNA of Fukomys damarensis (Damara mole-rat), 1257 nucleotides long. RefSeq names its product methionyl aminopeptidase type 1D, mitochondrial (gene Metap1d). Lineage: Eukaryota; Metazoa; Chordata; Mammalia; Rodentia; Bathyergidae. Gene Ontology annotation, molecular function: metalloaminopeptidase activity. The record is from RefSeq and is a predicted model, not a curated record. The transcript is spliced from 10 exons. Gene Ontology annotation, biological process: proteolysis. The coding region runs from base 39 to 1046 and encodes 335 amino acids.
UACCGAACCGCUCCCGGGGGCACGUGAUUAGCACCAAUAUGGCGGCGCCCAGAAGCGUCCACCUGCUCGUCCGCAGAGGCUAUCAUAGAAUUUUCUCUUCACCAUUCAGUCAUAUCUACUUACACAAGCAGUGCAGUAGUCAACAAAGAAGAAAUUUCUUUUCCUGGAGACAAAGAGAUACUUCACACAGUAUAGUUUUGCCUGCUGCAGUUUCUUCAGCGCAUCCAGUCCCUAAGCAUAUAAAGAAGCCAGACUAUGUGACGACAGGCUUUGUACCCAGCUGGGGAGACAGCAUAGAAGUUAAGAAUGAAGAUCAGAUUCAAGGGCUUCAUCAGGCUUGUCAGCUGGCCCGGCAUGUCCUCCUCCUGGCUGGGAAGAGUUUAAAGGUUGACAUGACAACUGAAGAGAUAGAUACUCUUGUUCAUCAGGAAAUCAUCAGUCAUGAUGCCUAUCCCUCACCUCUAGGCUAUGGAGGCUUUCCAAAAUCUGUUUGUACCUCUGUAAACAACGUGCUCUGUCAUGGUAUUCCUGACAGUCGACCUCUGCAGGAUGGAGAUAUUAUCAACAUUGAUGUCACGGUCUAUUACAAUGGCUACCAUGGUGACACCUCUGAAACAUUUUUGGUGGGCAAUGUGGAUGAAUGUGGUAAAAAGUUAGUGGAAGUUGCCAGGAGGUGUAGAGAUGAAGCAAUUGCAGCUUGCAGAGCAGGGGCCCCUUUCUCUGUAAUUGGAAACACAAUCAGCCAUAUAACUCAUCAGAAUGGUUUCCAAGUCUGUCCACAUUUCGUGGGACAUGGAAUAGGAUCUUAUUUUCACGGACAUCCAGAAAUUUGGCAUCAUGCAAAUGACAGUGAUCUGCUCAUGGAAGAGGGCAUGACAUUCACCAUAGAGCCAAUCAUCACUGAAGGAUCUCCUGAAUUUAAAGUCCUGGAGGAUGCAUGGACUGUCGUCUCCCUAGACAACCAAAGGUCUGCCCAGUUUGAGCACACAGUUCUCAUCACAUCAGGGGACGCGAAGAUCCUGACCAAGCUGCCCCACGAAGCCUGAGAAAUAGCCCCAAGGUCACGGAGACCCGGCGCCAUUUUUCUCAAUUGCUGGAGAACUUUUAGAUGAAAGGGGAAGGGCAGGUCUCCAAGGAACCUACCUGCCUCCCAGCACAGGAAACACAGGAAGGGGGACGGAUGCCGUCGUUUGGGAGAAGAGGGACUCCUGAAGAAGAACGGUUCCCCUGACUCUUGACCUGAGUAAAAACCCUAUA